Messenger RNA from Salmo salar (Atlantic salmon), 3469 nucleotides. The record is from RefSeq and is a predicted model, not a curated record. NCBI's taxonomy places the organism in Eukaryota, Metazoa, Chordata, Actinopteri, Salmoniformes, Salmonidae.
GCGGGCAUUAAGUCUGAGACUAAACUUCAGAAAGAGAAAGGGAGCGGACAGAGGAGAGCAAAAUAGUUGUUUUUCUAAGCCCACGCGGCUCAGACAAAGACGUGUCUCACGAAAAGAGAGGGAAUAUAUAUUUUUUUAUUCUUCUGUUCAUUUUCUCACUACGGAUCAUACGGAAUAAAAACCUUGUUAAACUGGGAUUUUCUUCAAUCUGAAUUCAACAGUAAAACAGAUUUAACCUGAGACUGAUUCUUCUUGUGGGACUAGUUUUAUUAGGAUCCUACUAGUUGUCUGGUGUGGAUAUAAUACCAGUCUGUAUUUGAGAUGGGGUCCAGAACUCUUCUACUUAUUCUGGGUCUUCAUUUCACUCUGCUAGGGAACGUAGAGGCCAUAGUAUGUAGUCAGGGUCUCAUAUCCCAUCAGAAUAAAUGUAUAGAUGCAGAUGAAUGUACAGAUCUGGAGCAUGGCCCACCGCCCUGUGGAAGCUACUCAACGUGUUACAACACACAGGGGAGCUUCUACUGUCAGUGUCUACCUGGGUUCAUAUCCACAACAACUGUCAACUUUACCUUUCCUGGACAGUGUACUGAUCUCAAUGAGUGCCUGGAGAAACCACAGGCUUGUGGCAGCAACACCAUUUGCGUCAACACCAUUGGGAGCUUCAACUGCCGGUGUCAACCUGGGUUCAGAUCUAAUAUAACCAACGUCACUAGACACUGUGCGGACAUGGAUGAGUGUAAUGUAACUGCUGGUAUCUGUGGAGUGGGUGGGACCUGCGAUAACCUGGAAGGAAGCUACGCCUGUCUCUGUAACCCUGGACACAGUAACUAUGGCAACAAAAAGGCUCAGUGCUCAGUACUGACCUGUGACCAGUUCAAAGCAGAUGAGACUCCUGGACAGACUGUCCCAGGUUUAGCUGGUCUCCUGUCUCUGAUGAGGAACAGCUGUCUGGCGUUAAGUAACUCUGGGGACGCAGCCGGAGGGAGACUGACUGGAGAGAUCCUACUGAAGAAUGUCUAUACAGAGAUGGAUAGCUUCCUGUCUCAAGGUAUCCUAAAUAACAGCCGGGAGGUGAGUGAGUUGCUAGGCACCGUGGAAGACGCCAUGAGGUUCAUCGGGCCACAGCUGAGAGACAACCACACCACCAUGGAGACAGACCACACAGCGACUGAGCUUGCAGUGAGGAGGGGACAGACUCCGCCCACUGGGCCAAUCAGCCUGGCCAAUGACAACGCUCGACUGGACACCAGCUGGGAGACAGCAACCGGCAAUGGGACAUACCCAGGUUUCGCUCUGGCUGGGUUGGUGUGUUACAAGACAGUGGAGAGAUCUGUCAACAACUCCUUCCAGUACCUCACUGACACAGACACAGACACAGACACAGACACAGGAACCGCCACAGCAUCAAAGCCUAGCUACCAGAUCAGUUCCAAGGUGGUAACAGCUCUCGUCAGUAACCCAGCAACAGACCACCUCACCCAGCCUGUCAUCCUCACCUUCAAACAUCUCCAGGUGAGGGUGGAGUCAUCAGAAAUGAACUAUACCUGUGUGUUCUGGUCGGAGGGGCGUGUCCAUGAAGAGGGAGGGGCGUGGUCAAGGAGUGGCUGUACCAAAGUCACGUCUAACGCUACACACACCGUGUGUUCCUGUACCCACCUUAGCAGCUUUGCUGUUCUCAUGGCCCUCUACCCUGUAAAGCACACCUUUGAGCUGUGUCUGUUGACGUGGCUGGGUCUGUCGGUGUCUGUGGUGUGUCUGUUGCUGUGCAUCCUGACCUUCUGGAUGUGUCGGUCCAUCCAGGGGACACGCACCACCAUCCACCUCCACCUCUGUGUCUGCCUCUUCAUCGCUGACCUCGUCUUCCUCAGCGGUAUCUCUCACACACAGAGCAAGGAUGGAUGUAGGGUUGUAGCAGGUCUCCUCCACCUGUUCUUCCUAGGAUCCUUCAGUUGGAUGUUGUUAGAGGGGGUUCAGCUCUACCGCAUGGUGGUCCUGGUCUUCAACACUACCAUAAGACCUCUGUACCUGUAUGCUGUGGGAUAUGGACUGCCACUGGCUAUAGUCAUCAUCUCUGCUAUCACCUACCCAGAUGGAUAUGGUACCACACAACACUGUUGGUUGUCUCUGGAGAGAGGAUUCAUCUGGAGUUUCUUCGGCCCAGUGUGCACCAUCAUCAUUCUCAACGCUUUCUUCUUCAUCAUCACUGUCUGGAGGCUGGCCCAGAAGUUCUCUAGUCUCAACCCUGACCUCUCCAACCUACACAAGAUCAAGGUGUUCACAGUGACAGCAGUGGCCCAGCUGUGUGUGUUGGGUACUAUGUGGAUAUUUGGAGUGUUCCAGUUCCAAGAGGAGGGGACAGUGGUCAUGACAUAUCUCUUCACUAUCCUCAACUCUCUACAGGGAGCACUGCUGUUCAUCAUGCACUGCCUACUGAACAAAACGGUGAGAGAGGAGUAUUGCAAGCUGCUGUCCUGUAUCUGCACACCACAGAAGAAGAGAUACUCAGAGGGCAGCACUACCAACCCUUCCUCCAGCCAAUCCCAGGGGUCAAGGAGCGCAGAGAACACAUCGGAGUCGCAGAAAUGACGUCACCAAACCCCCAUAAUGCACCUCUUUACUCCUCCCAUAACAAAGGUUCCCACUACAUGGCCAAACUGUGAAGUCAAAAUGUUCGAUAUCGUAAACAUUUAUGAAAACAAAUAUUUGCGUUUCUGAUAUAGCAUCUUGGCCAGAUAGUGACAACCCAGAAACACUCAGACCGAGGAUAGUACUGUUCAGGCCAGGUUAGUAGAAAAUGUGUCAAACUAGCCCGCCGGAUAGUAAAAUAUGUAGUCCACUAGCCAGGUUGGCCAGUGACCAAAAUCCUUCAGUUCCAUCCCUGAUUAGACACUUCAUAUCAAACUUGAUGUUAAGCAAUGUCUUAUCAAGCAUUAGGUUAUCCAAUCACAAGUUAUAUGAUCUUCAUGUCAUCCAAUAGGAAUCCAUAUCAUCAUUAUGUCGUCCAAUAGGAAUCCAUAUGAUCUUUAUGUCAUCCAAUCAGAAGUUAUAUGAUCUUCAUGUCAUCCAAUAGGAAUCCAUAUCAUCUUUGUCAUCCAAUCAAAGUUAUGAUAUUUAUGUCAUCCAAUAGAAAUGAAUAUCCUCUUUAUGUAAUUAUCACAACCACAAAAGAAAGGUACUAUUUUACACCACUUCGAUGAAACCAUAAACAUGAACAACAUAAGCUUUCUUCCUUUACAUGAAUGUGAUAGAUUUAUAGUAAUAUUUAUUACCAAGAGCACAAGAUGGGGUGAAUUUCUACACAAAUAAAUCCAGAGGGAUUUAGAAAACCAUUAUGUGAAGAAAUGUGUUAGUUGUGACCUAAUGGACUGUUAUACUGUAAAGGUGUCUUUAACACUUUAUUAAUCACUUUUAAGAAUAAGCCUUUAUAAAUGAAUAUACAUGUUUAUAAAUUAUUAUAAAUGUUGUACAUUUU